CCGGCCCCCGCCGCAAUCCUAGGCCCGGGAGGCCCGGGCUGGUCUCUCUGGGUCCCCCGCGCGGGUCGCCGGGCCUCUGGCGGGUGGAAAGUUCUUCCUGCGUGGCUUCCUUCCUAAGAGUAUCUGCUAGCAUAUCCACACCUCAAGUCCAGACCAGGAGAGCAAGGGCCAGAAGGAGAUCACGAUGGGAUUUAUAUUUUCAAAAUCUAUGAAUGAAAACCUGAAAAAUCAGCAGGAGUUCAUGCUUAUGAAUGCACGGCUUCAGCUGGAAAGGCAGCUCCUGAUGCAGAAUGAGAUGAGGGAACGGCAAAUGGCCAUGCAAAUCGCUUGGUCUCGAGAAUUCCUCAAAUAUUUUGGCACUUUCUUUGGUAUUGCAACCAUCUCUUUAACAGCGGGAGCGAUAAAACGAAAAAAGCCAGCCUUCCUCUUUCCCAUUGUUCCGUUAAGUUUUAUCUUCACCUACCAGUAUGACUUGGGCUAUGGAACACUCCUACAAAGAAUGAAAGGCGAAGCUGAAGACAUACUGGAAACAGAAAAGACUAAGUUGCAGCUUCCCAAGGGAAUAAUCACUUUUGACAGCCUCGAAAAGGCCAGGAGAGACCAGAGUAGUUUCUUCAUAGACAAAUGAAACCCUGCGUACACACGUCAUCGCCGGAUGAGCAAGAUGUUGGCUUGAAUCAUGGUUUUUACAGGCUUUUUUUUUCCAGUGCUCCAGAUUUUGAUAGAACGAAUUUUAUACUAAAAUAUUAAAAGGCAAGCUGAGUUUUAUUGAAUCAAAUUUGUAAUUUUCAACACAAAAUUCAUGUGGGCACUCUAAACACCUUUCGGAGUUCCUCUGUGUGUGUUUUUGUAAUAAUGACCUUCGUGAAAACGUAAUAAAUUUUCUCAUUUUGAA
Molecule: messenger RNA, 895 nt
Organism: Dipodomys ordii (Ord's kangaroo rat)
Lineage: Eukaryota; Metazoa; Chordata; Mammalia; Rodentia; Heteromyidae
Gene: Plgrkt
Product: plasminogen receptor, C-terminal lysine transmembrane protein
Exons: 6
Coding region: 185-628 (147 amino acids)
Biological process (GO): positive regulation of plasminogen activation
Cellular component (GO): plasma membrane
Source: RefSeq, a predicted model, not a curated record